Molecule: messenger RNA, 2808 nt
Organism: Hyla sarda
Lineage: Eukaryota; Metazoa; Chordata; Amphibia; Anura; Hylidae
Exons: 2
Coding region: 69-1583 (504 amino acids)
Source: RefSeq, a predicted model, not a curated record
UCUCAGGAAUAGGCAGCAUAUCACAGAACGUGGGAGUGUAUGUGGAUAGAGUCCUUAGACACUUUGUCAUGUCUUUGCCAUCGUUUACACGUGACACAACGGACCUUUUAUCUAAACUUGAUGGUUUAGUGGUAGAGGAGAAUACCCUUUUAGGUGGAAUCGAUGUGGAAGCAUUAUAUUCCUCAAUUCCGCACGAUCAAGGCCUCAAAGCUCUAUCCUAUUAUCUGUCUUCUAGGGGCACAUACAUGCAGAGUCACAAUGCCUUCGUUUUGAAAUUGAUGGAAUAUAUCCUUGUCCACAAUUACUUUCUCUUCGACGGACGCCAUUAUCAUCAACUAAAAGGGACUGCCAUGGGCAGUCCCUGUGCGCCAACCUACGCUAACAUCUUUUUAGGUUGGUGGGAGGCCACAAUGGCGUUCGUCGGAGACAGAGAAAAAUAUCUGGACCUUGUCCCAUUCUGGACAAGGUAUAUAGAUGAUGUUCUUGUAUUGUGGACGGGCACAGCUUGUGAAUUUAAACAAUUCAUAGAAUCCAUUAAUCAAAACGAUUUGGGCCUUACUUUUACUUUCACUCUGGACCCAUCCUCCCUUGAUUUCUUGGAUGUGACCAUUGUGAAGGAUGCACUAGGUGGGCUUAUUACUAGGGUCUUUCGGAAAGCCACUGCUACUAAUAGCCUCCUGAGGUGGGAGAGUUGUCACCCGGGACCCCUUAAGAGGGGUAUCCCGAAGGGACAAUAUCUCCGCCUCAGGAGGAACUGUACACAAGAGAGGGAGUUUUUGAGACAGGCUGGGGAUCUGAGAUCCAGAUUCAGAGACAGGGGUUACCCGGACCGGGUUCUUAUUCCAGCUUUUAAACACGCAAAAGCUACCCCUAGACAACAAUUAUUGGUACCCAAGAAGCACCCGGAGACGGCACCUUUAUGUAGGGUGAUUGGUACCUUUGACAACAUGUCAGGCCCCAUACGUGAGAUAUUACAACGACAUUGGGGCAUAUUACAGAUGGAUAAAGAUCUCAGGACUUUUGUCGGAGAUUACCCACAAAUCACAUACAGAAAAGGGAAAAGUAUAGGGGACAUGGUCACGCAUAGUCAUCUUGCCCCUCUUCCCCCCCCUAGCACCUGGCUAGACAGAAGUAACAUCACAGGAUCUCACAAAUGUGGUCAUUGCCGGGCAUGUCCCUUUAUGAAAAAAACAGAAAGUGUUACCAUCACAAUUUCUAACAAACUAUUUAAGAUCAAAGAUUUCAUCAAUUGUAGUACCAGGGCAGUGGUCUAUGUCGCUGUAUGCUCGUGCGCCCUGAUGUACGUAGGUAAGACCAUCAGAGAAUUACGUCGUAGGGUGCUUGAGCACAUAGGUGACAUCAGAAACAAGAGAGACACUGCCCUGGCUAGGCAUGUGAAUGAGAUACAUGGUGGGGACACUAAGGGCAUGACUUUCUUUGGAAUUGAAAAGAUGAAUCCAUCUUCUCGAGGUGGGGAUCUAGACAAGCUUCUUUUACAGCGUGAAGCACGUUGGAUCUUUAAUCUAGAAACUGUCACGCCCAAAGGACUGAAUGAGCUGCUCUGCUAUGGGAGUUUUCUCUAGAAGUGUCCGUGGGGGUAUGCUAAUUAGGGGUGUUUUUCUUAGGUAGUUAGGGGUGGCUGUAGUCAGCCAAUUAGCUAGUACACCCCCUAGUUAGGGAAUACUAGGGCACACUAGGCUUAGGUUCCAGAGCGGGACCGCCCUUUUUAGGGCGGCCACCCCGCCUAGGCAUAGGGCUUAGUUUAGGGAUGCCUAGGCAUUAUAUAGGCUCACUAGGCCCCCGCUAAUCCCUCUCCACCAUCCAUCUAGGGCUUCCCCUACAAUACCCCUCGGACACUUUUUGGUACCCCAAUCUUUGGGAUAUCGUCCCUCAUUACCUCCCCUUAUCCACCAGAGCUGCUUUUGGUUAAUAUUUUUAUCCGAUAUCCUUCUCUGUUUAAUUCUGGGUCUCUGAUCUCUAGCUUGUUUACUCUCAAUUAAUGAUUAUUAUGAAUAUUCAAAUUUCUUAAUUUUACUCUAUCUGUACUACCUAGAUGUGCCAAUCCAUGUACUGUUCCCCUGUUAUACAUUACUCAAUGUCUAAUAUCGGACUCAGUAUAAAUGUCUGGCUAGGCUCUCGCCUACCCUAAUUCACAUAUCCAAAGUGUAUUUUUGGGCUGCCAUUUAAAGCUAAUUUUCCUACCUGUCCUAUCCUGGGACAGUGUAACUGACUUACCUUCGGGUCGGCUAGGGUUAACUAUGCCCGUGCUACCGCCCCGCGAGAUCAGCGGGACGGAUGACGCGCUCUCCAUUGUUUUGGCGCUGGCAUGGAGACGGCGUCGUUAGCCGGGCCACGCCCACCUUAGACCGGAAGCGGAUAAGUCGUCAGACGCCGCUCUUCUCUGACAUGUGUGUGAGUAGCCGGCACGGAAGCUAGGCUCCCCGCCACUGCGGGUUAUACACACAUCGUCAGGUUUUAUCCCAGAUAGACGCCAUAACCGUUGCGUCCGGGUCCUGUCAUUUAUAUGCUGUAAAUGAGUAUUGUGCAUCACAUCCAGCACGCUCUUUGUUGGGGUCGCUAUUGUAUCGAGCUACCCCGAUAUUAAUUCUCAUAUACAAUAACUGUAUUGUUCUACGCCAGUUAGCCCCUGAUGAGGUCACAUGUAACCAUGUGCUGAAACGCGUUGGGCAUAGCUAGCAACUAUAUCUAUAUUAUCUAUCAGCAGCAUACAAUUUACAUUGGGCUACUGCAUUUGUGGGACAAUCCCUUUACAUGCAAUUUUAACAGCCUUGUUAGUGUCUAUCCUUA